AUGGUGCUACGAUCAGAACUCAUCGAUAGAAUGCUUAGCGAACCAGCUUCGACUUCAAGCAGUAGCCGGGAACUCAGAAUGAUUGCCAAUUGGACUGAUAUGGAUAGAUUUGAAGAGGAUAAUUUGAUGGAAGUGGAUAACAAAAUUCAUGACAUUGACAAUGAGAUCUGGGCUAAGCUGAUAGUAAUGGAGAAAGGAACGAGAACGGCAAAGGCUUAUAUCAGAUCGCAAAGUCUUAUUAUGGAUGGAUCUACACAUGAGUUUGAUGGAUACAGAAUAGGACUUAGGAGAUUCAGAAAUCCUUACCGAGACCCGGCAACCGAAAUGAUGAUAUUAACAAUGGGAAAAGGUCUUGAAUUGUCGCUGGAUACUUUUGGCAAUGUUCAUUUAACAAAUAACUCGGAAAAGAAAAUAAUAGUCAGUAGUCAAGGUGUCAACUAUGUGAUUGAUAAGCGGAAAGAGAAAAUCUUCGAUUUGAGACGUUUCAAAGAGUCAUUAUCAGGCCCUCUAGCUGCGGAUUCGUACAGACUUAAACGAAAAGCCAUAAUGAGGAUUCAGUUCAAUACCUCUACACCGCCACUUGAAACUCCUUUAUGGAUUUGUUUGAUACAUGUGAUAGCAGUGGAAAUGAUGUCAAUGAUUUCGGCAAACUCAUUGAGGUCUAAUCCUUCCACAUCUUCAAGUAUUUCACAACCGUCUAUGAAAGCUCCUUCUCCACCUCCUUCUGCGUCAACCAGGUGGUCACGAUCAAAAUCAGUCAAUAGGGAAGAUCAUUUCUAUGAACUUUGCACGAGAGAUUUGAACCGCCAAGAUGAUAGUGACAAUGGGUCAUAUGUGUUUUCUGCAGUUAACGAAACAUCUAGCUCAAGUUCGUGUGGAUCACCUGCUUUGCGAGAUCGGUCGAGGUCAGAGCAGCGCGCAGGCCGAUUUCUUCAGAACGAAAAGGAAGGACAUUCUCGCUCGAAGGGUGGAGUCAAAAAAAAAUUAGUAAGAGAGAAAUCAGCAGGGCCAGCUCUUCAUCCACGAGAGGAUCCUAUAGAGCCCAAGAACUGUGGUGUUUCGCCAAUUAUGGAUUUAAAAACGUUGUCACAUAUGAGGAGACCAGUUUAUUUUAACAAAGCUCUUUCUAAUCGAGGAGGAAUCGGUCACAUGGUCAAUUAA
This is a messenger RNA of Auanema sp. JU1783, 1161 nucleotides long. NCBI's taxonomy places the organism in Eukaryota, Metazoa, Nematoda, Chromadorea, Rhabditida, Rhabditidae. The record is from the annotation of a GenBank genome assembly.